AUGACUCCCGCAGUGAUUGACGGCUCUAAGACUGCCGAAAGUCCAAGUUUGGACUUUACAGGCGGUUUUGCUCAAAUCAUUGACGGCAAACUCUCCACAACAAAGGAAACCCGUCACGGCGUCAAUCCUGCCAAUUUGCAGCCAAAAGAAGAGGUUCCUGUCGCUACCCAGGAUGACCUUGAUCGUGCCGUUGAUGCGGCCCAGAAGGCUUUCAGAACUUGGUCAAAAGUCUCAUACGAAGACCGCCGUGGCGCUGUUCUUGCUUUUGCGGACGCCGUGGAGCAAGUCAAGACGGAUUUCAGAGACCUCCUCGUAUCCGAGCAGGGGAAGCCUGCAAGUCUCCCCAUCCCUCAAGCCCAUGCGGAAACCGAUGCUGCCAUCGCAUGGAUUCGAGGGCUAGCGCAUAUCGAGCUUCCCGAAGAUGUAAUCGAAGACGACGACAAGCGGACUGUCAUCACACGCUACAUCCCGAUUGGCGUUGUUGGUGCUAUUAUUCCGUGGAACUUCCCACUUCUAUUAGCGGCCAGCAAGAUCGCCCCGGCGUUGCUGACUGGGAAUGUGGUCAUCAUCAAACCUUCUCCAUUUACUCCCUAUUGCGGACUCAAACUCGUCGAGUUGGCCCAGCGGUUCUUCCCGGCCGGAGUCGUGCAGUCCUUGAGCGGAGAUGACAGGCUUGGUCCGUGGUUGACAAGUCACCCGGGCAUCGACAAGAUCAGCUUCACAGGAUCUACGACAACGGGUAAGCUGGUUCUUCAGAGCGCGGCAAAAACUCUGAAGCGAGUUACCCUUGAGCUGGGCGGCAACGACCCUGCUAUUAUCUUCCCCGAUGUUGACGUGGAUAAUGUUGCAGAGAAAGUCGCCUUCUUUGCCUUCCUUAACUCGGGCCAGAUCUGCAUUAACCUGAAACGCAUCUAUGUCCAUGAGUCUAUUUACGAACAGUUCAGAGAUGCCGUGGUCAAGCACGUCAAAAACUAUACUCUAGGGGAUGGAUCGCAAGAAGGGAUCAGCCAUGGACCCCUGCAGAAUUCUAUGCAGUACGAAAGAGUCAAGACGUUUUUCGAAGACAUCGAAAAACAGGGCUGGAAGGUUGCUACAGGCGGCAAGAUUGAUCCCUCUCCGGGAUACUUCAUCACUCCAACGGUCAUUGACAGGCCACCGGAGAAUUCUCGCAUUGUCGUUGAGGAGCCUUUUGGUCCAAUUGUCCCCCUUCUGUCCUGGAAGGAUGAAGAAGAUGUCAUUGCUCGAGCCAACGAUUCUUUGAUGGGACUGGGUGCUUCUGUAUGGUGUAACGACCUCAAGAAGGCGGAGAAGGUUGCGAGGGAGAUCCAGGCUGGAAGCGUGUGGAUCAAUACCCACUUCGAUCUUUCUCCCAUGGCACCUUUCGGCGGGCACAAGGAGAGUGGCGUGGGAGUCGAAUGGGGCACGAAUGGUUUGAAGGGGUUAUGCAAUGUGCAGACUCUCUUUCUUAACAAACACGUUGUUGCUUAA
Messenger RNA from Ilyonectria robusta, 1488 nucleotides. RefSeq names its product aldehyde dehydrogenase domain-containing protein. The coding region runs from base 1 to 1488 and encodes 495 amino acids. Gene Ontology annotation, molecular function: aldehyde dehydrogenase (NAD+) activity. The transcript is spliced from 6 exons. The record is from RefSeq and is a predicted model, not a curated record. Lineage: Eukaryota; Fungi; Ascomycota; Sordariomycetes; Hypocreales; Nectriaceae.